Molecule: messenger RNA, 1602 nt
Organism: Closterium sp. Yama58-4
Lineage: Eukaryota; Viridiplantae; Streptophyta; Zygnematophyceae; Desmidiales; Closteriaceae
Source: the annotation of a GenBank genome assembly
AUGAGCGGUUUUUGCGGCGUGACUGGCGGCGAGAGCCGCCUGAGCUACGCGGCGCGGGGUUACCAGAAUGCAGCGGCGAUGGCGGUGGUGGAGGAGGCGCGCGCGGAGGCGAUAAACGAGGAACGGCGGCGAGCGGUGGAGGAAAAAACGGUUUUGUCGUGUACGACGUUUAACGUGCUUGCUCCGAUUUACAAGAGAAUGGGUGUCGAGAGCGAGAGGGAGAGCGCCUGUCAGCAUGUAUGGCGGGAGCGCAAUCAGGAGAUUAUUAGAACGUUGCUCGACACCAAGUCGUCCAUCCUGUGCUUGCAGGAGUGUUGGCUGGCCAAUCCGGAGUGGGUAGACAUGUACGACACAGAGUUACACGGUGCUGGUUACCAGCUUCUCAAGCUGCCUCGCACAAACGCCAGGGGAGAUGAGGAGCACCACGCGGGGGCACUGCCCAUCAUACUCUGCGGGGAUCUGAACGGCACGAAGCAGGGCAACGUGUACAAGCUGCUCAGGGCACACGGCUUCGUAUCCUCCUUCGACUCGGCACACCACCACAGCGACGACGACGAGCAGUGGGUGAGUCACCGCAACCAUCACGGCAAUCUAUGCGGGGUGGACUACGUGUGGGUGCUCAACCCAGAGCAGCACCACCGAGCACUUGCAGUCAACUGGCGGACGGCGGUUUUUGGCCUUAUCAGGUCCAAGCUCGCUUCGGCCGGCAUCACCAACGUGGAAGCGGCUUUUGACUUUUUCCUGCAGGCGGGGGAAGGGCGGGUGGCAGAGGAAGGUGUGGUGGAGGGAUGGGCGGCUGCAGAGGCGCGUGCAGAGGUAGCUGAGAGUGGUUGUGAGAGGCGGAGGGAGUGUGGGCCUGCUGCGUUCAGCAUGGGUGAUUUCCAGAGGGGUUUGGACCGACUGGGGUUGACUGGCGUUGACUCCAUCGGACUGACGCGUUUUGAGGUGGAGGAGCUGAUGCGAUCCGCUGACUGCCAGGGGAAGGGCUGCGUUGACUUUGAAGACUUCAAGGCUCUCUUUGACCAGCCCACGUGGGAUGACACAGUGGCAGCUCUCAGACACUCUCUUGCCACGUCAUGUUCUGUCAACCCACUUCCACCACCUGCUGAAUCAACCCCUGCUGGUGCUGCUGACGUUCACAGAACCGCCUCUGACGUCAGCAGUGCCUCCACUAACAUCAGCAUUGCAUCAGCUGACGUCAGCAGUUCCUCGAGUGACAUCAGCAGCAGCCCCGCCUCUGGUCCUCUCCAGUUCCACUCCUCCCCUCAACCAUCACAGCCCUUCUUCCUCAUCUGCACCUCUUCAGCCAUCUCCCACUCUUUAGCUGUUGCUUCUCAAAUGCAUGCAAUGGGGAAAGGUGGGGUGACAGAGGGGAGAGUGGGAGGGGCGACAGAGAGGGAGGUGAAGAAGGAGCAGCUGGGUAAUGGAACGAUGCAAAGGAGCAGUGGAAGGGAGGGGAGGAACGUGCAGCAUCAAAGUGCGUUGAAUCUGGACGUGCUGCAGGCAUCGCUGUUCCCGAGGGCCAUGGAGGAGGGUGUGUGGCCGGAAGACUACACCAUUUCUGACCACGCUGUUCUCACUGUGCGAUUCGGGCGAAGUUGA